AUGAAUAAUUCAUCAUCAACAUUCUCGCAUAGAAAAAGAAAUUAAUCCCAUUCCUAUGGUGCAGUCGACUAUUAGAAUAUAGAUCCGAAUUCUGCCUACUUUCAAAAUCUCUAAGAUAUUGUAAAGAAUAAGCAAACCUUAAACGUUCCGAAGCAAGCUGAAAUCAAGUCAAGAAGGCAACUAACUCAGGGAAAUCACAGCUCAUUAUAAAAUAAAAAAUCAUCUAUAGCUAACUAUGAUUCUCAAAAGCUGCAAUCCUAGAACUGUUCAUUGACAUACGAUACAUCAAAGCAAGGUAGAGGGGCUGUCAAUAGGUAAAACAGCAAUCGACUCAAAAAUAUGAAUAAUAGUUUUGUAAAUGACCAGGUAAACCGACAUCCCUCAAAUAAUAAUGUUGCCUCUACGUUGUAUACUUCAUUGAACUAUGAUUAAAAUGAUGUGUAUAUAGAUUCUCAUAACUCCCCAAAAUUCAUAAAAAAUACUUAGCACCUUUAAAUACGUCCAAGGGUAUCUCAAGGAAUAAGCAUUGUUUAGAGAGGAUUCGAAAAUAAAACCAGCUUGACUAGUUCUCAUGAUAAAGUAAAGAACAGCUUUGAGAUUCAGAAUGAGGGCAAGUUAAGUUAGUUCAAGGUCUCUAGAGGCAGCGGAUAUCAAAGCAGAACUCAGAAAAAUUAAUAAACUGAUUUAUCACUAAAUUAGACUAUGACUUAGGCCAAUAUGGCAUCAUAGAGCAAGAGCCUGAGUAAAAGGAUAAAAGGUAUCAUAAAUGAAAAAAUAGAUGAGUAUCAGAAUACAAAGCAUGGAUAAAAAAUGUAAGAUUUUAAACUUCGAAGAGCUAAAACUAAUUAAUUUCAAAGAGGAUAUUAGUCAACUCUUUAGACGAACUAAUCAGAUCAUCAAACUAGAGCAGUAACCACUGAUCCAAAUGAGCCAACUUAAAUUACUAUGAACUCAAUCUUCCAACCUUAUCCAGAUAUGAGUUUGAAUAACAUUAAAGCUUAAUUAUAAUUCAAGAACAAGCACAAGAAAAGCAUAUCAGAUUUUACUCGGCUUGAAAAUAACAACGAUCUACACAAGAGUCUGAAUGAUCUUUCCUCAGAUGUCUUUGCCUAGAAGUAGAGAUUGCUCUUAUCCCCAGAUAAGAGGAAGGAGUAGUAAAUGCUUAGAAUACUUUAAGUUGAUAACGGUAUAGAUUCAACAGAUCUGAUUCUGAAUACCAAUAUGGAAAUUAAAAAAGCUUAUUAAUGUCUUGAUAGACUUGUAAAAAACAAUGAUUAAAAACUGGUAUUAUAAAACUCAGAAUAUUCUGUAAAAGGUCAGCUUAAUAAGUAAAGAUCUAAAAAAGAUUUCAAGUAGAGUUCAGCCUAAGGACAAUAAUAAGCUAUUUAAUCAGCUAUAUUUGAUCCGGAUAACUUUUAACUUCAAGGUAAAACUAGGAAAUAACUGCACAUGGAUCUUUAGAAGAAAAUUGCUUUAUUUCUAAAUGACUAUGGAAAGAGACAGGAGUUCUUCAACUAUCUUUAGGAAAUCAAGCAUAAGCUUCAAGGAUAGCUGGAAAACCCAGAUGAUAUCAACAAGCAUCUGAAUAAGAAUCUUGAGCUGGCCUAAGUCUGGCUUUAAUAUCAACAAGAGCGCAGGAAUAUGCUUUCCUAGUAUAAUACUUACAAGAAGGAGAGAGCUGAAGAACGUAGGAAGUCUGCGGAAAGACAGCAAAGAGAGUAUAAAUUGUAGCAAGCAAACAGGUGGGUCAUUUUCAGAGAGAACCAGGAAAAGUUUAAAAUACAGCAGGCAAAGCUGAACAUUGAAAUGCAAAGGAAAAUCAAAUGGAUAACAAAGCUAGCUGGACAUCAAAUCAUUCGAAAGAUAUAUGAGAAAUACAAUGACAGAAAGACUGAGUACAUUAUAAGGUAAAGAUAGAACUGGGUAGCCAGAAUGGUAUAAAGGAAUAUGAAGAAACUGUUAAAAAAGAUGGCACCUACCAGACAGCUUAGAGUGGUCAAUACUAUCAGAUAGUAAGGACAAAUAGAGAUGUUAAUACAUUAUCCUAGAACUUUUUGUUUGACUGUUUAAGGGAAAUUCGAUGGAGUACUGGAGGAAGCUAAAAAUAAAAUGUUACUCUUUAUGAGGCAAUUUACCAAAAAGUCUAGCAUCAAAUUCACCUUUAUCUAAUACUGUGAAAAGUUGAUAUCGAUUUAAAACAGAUUCUUGCAAGUUAUAAAUCUAAACAAAGCUAGAAUUGUGCUACUCAAAAGAUACUAUGAGGAAGUUCACUAAAAAGUGCUUAUGGAUGUUAUAAAGAAAAAAAAGGACAAAGUAAAGUUAACUAAGUUGUAAAAUAUCAAUCCUGAAAUCAGAGAUGCUGUUCUAAAUAGAUAUUAUAAUAAGUGUAGAAUAAAGCAUGCCUCGGCCUUCUUUAACUGGAGAAAAAAGAGAUAACUCGUUAGAGUAAAAAGAUCAAUUGAGACCAUCAUAAAUUUGAGGAGGAGAGAUUAGUAUAUUGAUGAGGCAUAAAAGCAUAAGUUGCUAUAGUUUGGAGUUGAGGGCUUAGUCUAAAUUGAGGAAAAGAAACUCAAGUAUGAAAACUUGCCUCCUAUUGAAGAGUUGAGUGAAAUAGAGUAAAGAGAAAUUAUUCAAACUAACUACAAUAUGAAUUAUCUAUCGGAUUCAAAGUCUUCUUAGGCACAAGGUGCAGGAGGAGGUUAGCAGCCAGUUUCAUCAGCUCGAAAUAAAAACGGAUCAGGAAAGAAUCUCAUUUAGCAAAAUCUUUAAAAAGCAGUAAAUACAAAAAGUUAAUUUUAGCAAGCAUAGAAACAAAAGUCUCUAUAGAAAUAAAAAACUACAUAGAAAUCAAAAAUGAACUUAGAUCAAUAAAACGGAGAAAACAAUAACACCUUCUUGACUGGUUUGUUUGGAGGUGAUCAAGAAUAAAGGCCUAAGAGAACUAAGGAUGAGGAAGAAUUCUAUAGAAAGUUGUUUAGAGAAGUGAGAGAUCCAAAUAUUGAGAUUGAUGAAAGUUUUUGGAAUCCUCCUUAAUUAAGAUAUUGGCCUUCGAUUAAGGUAAUGAAGCACUUAAUCAAUAUUGCAUGCACUACUAAAACCACACUAGAUUUAGUGUUCUGA
Molecule: messenger RNA, 3120 nt
Organism: Stylonychia lemnae
Lineage: Eukaryota; Ciliophora; Spirotrichea; Sporadotrichida; Oxytrichidae
Source: the annotation of a GenBank genome assembly